GCUAUUCGGGCAAAGCGCCGCAGGGGGUUCCCAUGUCAAUCCCGUGCCAGGUCCAAGUUUUUUUAUGCAAUACCCAGAGCCUGUAGGAGCCCCCAUCAGCAAAAGGAGAAGGUCAGUAAGCCAAACCUCCGCGCCUGUAUGAGCAGCACCACAGAGCGGUUAUUUGUUGUAUCGGGGCUGACCUGAGUAGAAUGCCAGUACAGUGGGGUGGUUAGCUUGUACAUUUAUGAGCAGUAUCGUACUGGGGCUCUGGUACCGGGAGUCCGGGGACUGGAUUGUUAUGAUUUGAUACAUUCUUUCUUCCCCGCACGCCUCACACCCUCUGCUCCGGAGAUCUCGGGUGGUCGGGCGAUGGUGGGUGGGGAAGGAGGGUAGGCUGACAUUUUUACUGGCUGGACUGGCUGGUCUGGCUGACAUUUCUUAAUGUCGUGCUUCCUCAUUUUGGUGGGUUAGGUUUUAUCGAUAACCGAAUAAAUCAGCAGGCCCUUACGGCCUCUCAUGUGGCUUCAUGGUCCCUGCACGUGCCCAAGAUUUAGAUGAAUUUGGUCUAAAUUGUGGGGUAGCUCCGAAACAACAGCCGUCGCACCAGGGACCUCUGAAUAAUGUACCGGCAGCCCACCCAUCCGACCGAAUGGCUAAAUUCGUAAGAGCUAGAGUGAGAGUACUUCUAAGCUCAAUCUCCCCUCCUUCCAAGCCAAGGGUUGGAUACACUUUAUUCCUGAUCUUCAUCUUCCUCCUCUGUCCUCAACUUGGUGCAGUUCAUACUCGCUUUGUACACACAACUCUUACUCUUGCUGGCUCAGGGGGUCAACCAUGCACUGGGUUACGCCCCUCCGGAGUUCGCUAUUGCUGCUGCUAGCAGCAGUUGGUGAAUCUCAGGAUACUCCAAUAUUUCCGGGGCCUUGGGAACGCUACAUUCAGGCACCGGAAUCUCGUCAGGUCCGUCCUCAAAAAGUUUACUAUACUGAGGGCACUGUUUCUGCUGCCGCCGACACGUCAGGCGUUACGGUUUUGAAAGGCCAGGGUGCCUUGGUGACAUACGAGUUUGCUCAAAAUAUUGCUGGACGGUAUCACCCCUCGCUAAAAGGACUCCCCCUUUGGCUGUUCUUCGGGUGGAGUGAUCAAUGCUGAUGGUUUGCUUCUAAGCUUAGCCUUUUUUUCGAAGUUGAUUCGGCCACCACGAGUAAGCACCAGUCCAUUGGUAUUGCUUUCUCUGAAUCCCCUCGAUUUAUCGGGCGAAGAACGGACGGAACCGGUGAUAGAAUCGAGUACGACCUUACCCAUUUUCAGCCCCUGACAAGUGGCCUUAAUUCACUCGACCAGGACCAUGUUCGCGGCGCGUUCAAGUAUGUCACGUUUUUCAUCCCUCACCCGAAGGAUCCAAAGGUUGGCCAAGCACUCCCGCACAUCACUUUGCUCACUACCAAAUCUAUCGCUGCGGACCUCUCAGAUUUGGCGCAGAUGAAGGUGGGGACACGUGGCGGACAACAGCCCCUGCUUCCUGCUGAAAGUGUUGGUUUUAAAGAUAUCUGGGUUAAUUAUUCAGCUUUCCCGUCGCACGAGAACCCACGGCGAUACACGGGGUAUUUCUAUUCGAGCGAUAAUCUUCUCAACCGCAUUUGGUAUGCCGGGGCUUACACGCUUCAAAUUACCACAAUCCCACCAAAUGAAGGGGGAACCCUCAUUGAUUUGAAUAAGGUGUUUGAUGACAAUAGAGCACCACAUGGAACCUGGUACUCCAAUUUUACGAUAUCUAACGGGACCUCCGUAACUACGGAUGGUGCUAAGCGCGACAGAAUGGUCUACGCGGGAGACAUGACACUUGCCGCCCCUGGAAUCGCCGUCUCAACUUACGAUCUGGUCUCUGUCAAGAACGCUCUCGACACCCUGUUUGAGCACUAUUAUCAUAGUUCUCAUGAUGAGGGUGGUAAGGACAGCGGCAUGAUCAGAUUACCUUAUGCGGGUCCGCCUAUGGGGUUCCGUUUUGAGUUUAGCGAUACAUAUCAUAUGCAUGCACUUUUAGGUGUUUACCAGUAUGUGCUUUAUAGUGGAGACUUCGAUUACUUGAAGCAUUUGUGGUGGAAGUACGUCCAAGCAAUCGAAUAUUCGACGUCAAAGAUCUCGAAGCAUACUGGCCUGAUGUGAGUCACCCCUCAGUUGUUUGCCAAAAGGUAUCGUAGAUAAAUACUAAUAGUUCUGCGCUCAAGGUAUGUUACCUCGGGCAACGAUUGGCUCCGGCCCGGCAUGGGGGGGGAGAAUGUUGAAGCUCAAGGAAUUCUUCUCAAAACACUUUUUGGUAGCGUCAAGCUUGCAGAGUGGUUGGGUGAGGACGGCUAUAAGUUUAAGGAUGUUAAAGGACGAGACCUUAAACAACUUAUCACCCUAUGGGAGGGGUAUAUGGCGGGUCUUAAGAAGGGAAUUAUGGCCCCUAAGAAGCUUUGGAACGAGAAAGUUGGACUGUUUUGUGACAACUCUGGGGAUAGGCAGGAUGUGAGUAGCAAAGAUAUCCUUGAAAUUGGCUUCCAUUGCUAAAUUAAACGGUGCUUAGAUCUUCCCUCAAGACGGAAAUAGUUGGGCUGUUGCAACAGGUCUUGUCACUGGAGAUAUUGCCCGCCGGAUUAGCAAAGAAUUGAAGAAUAGGUGGGGAAUUUAUGGGGCUCCAGCAGUAGAGGUAUGGUUUCCCAGUUUAGCUAACCGUAUAUUUUUGGGACAGUACUAACCCGGCGAAAUAGCUGCCGAAUACAAUUUCGCCUUUUGCCUCUGGGUUUGAGCUUCAAGCUCAUACUCAAAUCGGAAAUUAUCAAACCGCUCUCGACCUCAUGAGAAGGCAGUGGGGAUAUAUGCUUGAUGGGCCCGGCUUUACCAAUAGCACUUUAAUUGAAGGAUUCAGGAUGGAUGGAGAUAUUCGUGGGUUAUCUGGUCGUUCCGAAACAUGGGGAUAACAUUAACAUUCCUUCCUUGUUUGUUUAUAGAAUACCCGGCAUACUGGUCCUCAACUAGAAACUCGCACGCCCAUGGAUGGUCAGCAGGCCCAACAUCUGUCUUAACAGACUCAAUUCUUGGGAUCAAACUUCUGAGUCCCCUCGGGAAAACUUGGUCAAUCACCCCUCAACCUGGGGAUCUAGCUCACGUUGAGGGUGGCUUCCAAACUAGCCUGGGUAAAUUCGUAGUAAAUUACGAUAAAACGGCAGAAGAGGAAGUCUUAGAAGUUGAGACACCUGAAGGGUCCUUCGGAACCCUCAACUGGGGAGGCAUCGUUGGGGGAAUGAAGAUGGAGACCGGCGGAAAGUGGCGAUUGACGAAGGGUAAGGACGGGAAGAUUAAGGGCGGCAAAGGCAGGACCCAAUUUGUCCACCAGAACGGGCCCAGUCAGGGAAGGCCCCAGUAUGCUGGUACAGAGGAGCUGUAAAUGAUUGUACGGAUUGGCGACUUCGUUGUGCUGCGUUUCUUUUCCUUUCUCAUUUAUAUACGUGUUUCUCUCUCUUAAGACGAUGGUUGCCUAGAAUGAUGAGUGUAUGUCAUGAUUUUGGCCGUCUGUUCCGAUGGACUUGGUAUCGGGGUUUGGGGUUUGGGGUAUCGUGGGUUGUUAUCAUACAUGUCUCCCAAAUUUUGUUGGCGUUGCCCUGCCGUUUUGAAUGGUUCUGGUUUUUUAAGCUGAGUGAGGGUGGAGUUGCUGGAGAGCCGUAAGUUUGACUAAGGCCUUGAAAUGCUUCUGUCCGAUGCCGUAAAAGAACAUGCGCCAGCGGGGUUUGAGAGGAAGGUUGGAUGGGUAGAUGCCUUGACGAAGUUGCACUCGUAGUCUAAUAGAAAUGACCAGAGUUCCUCGUGGGGGAUCCCUUCCCGUUUCCGAAACGUAUGGCUUUAAUCCUUCCGUUCUGGAUGAUGUCCCCUGGGAUCUCUUGUACGGUGAUUCGCUAUCUCCCUCAGACUUCAAACCACCGGAUCAGAGACGGCAGCCCCUGAGAAGCGUUCUCCUGACGCGGAAUAGCCUGUGCCGCCCCUAGACGUGUUAGGCUCGAGGACUAGUAUCCGUGAUCUUGUUGACCUAUUGGGCUAAACCUAUUGUAGACUGAUGAGUUGAUUCCCGCUGAUGAUCUGGUGGCGAAUUCC
Tuber aestivum (summer truffle) is the source of this 4110-nucleotide messenger RNA. Lineage: Eukaryota; Fungi; Ascomycota; Pezizomycetes; Pezizales; Tuberaceae. The record is from the annotation of a GenBank genome assembly.